This is a messenger RNA of Phyllopteryx taeniolatus (common seadragon), 5272 nucleotides long. It is a transcript of the gene slc35e4, whose product is annotated as solute carrier family 35 member E4. Gene Ontology annotation, molecular function: antiporter activity. The transcript has 3 exons. Gene Ontology annotation, cellular component: Golgi apparatus. The record is from RefSeq and is a predicted model, not a curated record. Bases 301 to 1395 code for a protein of 364 amino acids. NCBI's taxonomy places the organism in Eukaryota, Metazoa, Chordata, Actinopteri, Syngnathiformes, Syngnathidae.
UUGACGUUUGUGAGUCCGCCUUGACGCGGUCAGGCUGGUGUUGUCCAUGUGCCACUCACUCACUGUACCCUUGGGGCGCUCGUCGAAGGACAAAGUAACAAGCGGCGAAUCUUGUCUGGUUUUGGGAAAACGCGACUGCAAUGUAGCGGACGUCACGAACCCGGAAGUGAAACGCAAGACUGGCGCUGCCUGUUUUUGACAGAAUGCAAGCUAGCCGCGAGCUAACGUUGGCAUAAAAAUACGAGCGAGGGGAGCUCGACUCUUUAUAAAGGUCAAAUAAGCGAGGACAAUGGUCCCAUCAUGAUCCACGCCGAUGGCUUCUCCAAGUACCAGGCGAGCGUGCAACCGGGAGGCAGGAGGAGACCUCCCACAGAGAUGCUCCAUCUGCUCUCUGCGGUUAUUGUUUGGCUAGUGACGGGGACCACCAUCUCCAGCCUCAACAAAUGGAUCUUUGCCGUGUACAACUUCAGGUACCCCCUGCUGUUGUCCGCUCUGCACAUGCUGACGGCCAUCGUGGUGGACUACGGCUUGAUCAAACUGCGGGUGAUCCGCCACGCGGGGGUGCUGGAGCAGGACUUGACCCCCGGGGCCAAAUGUAAAGUUUUCCUGCUGAGUCUUACGUUUUGUGCCAGCAUCGCCUUCGGCAACAUGGGUCUGAACUACGUGCAGUUGUCCUUCGCGCAAAUGAUCUACACCACCACCCCGCUCUUCACUCUGGCCAUCUCCACGCUGAUCCUGGGCAAGCAGCAUCACAUCCUCAAGUACACAGCCAUGAUGCCCAUCUGCCUGGGGGCCUCCUUCAGCAUCAUGGGCGAGGUCCAGUAUGACCAGACCGGCUGCUUGUUUGUCAUCGCAGCCACCAUGUUCAGGGGUGUCAAGUCCAUCCAACAGAGCAUUCUCCUUCAAGAGGAGAAGAUCAACUCUGUGUUCCUGCUCUACCUGAUGUCCAUUCCCAGCUUCUGCAUCCUGGCCGUGGCGGCCUUGGCACUGGAGAAUUGGGCCCUACUGGAGUCGCCGCUGCACUACGACCAGCGCCUGUGGGUCUUCAUCCUGCUCAGCUGCCUGGGCUCGGUCCUGUACAACCUGGCCAGCAGCUGCGUCAUCACGCUCACGUCGGCCGUCACCCUCCACAUUCUGGGCAACCUGAGCGUGGUAGGCAACCUCCUGCUGUCCCAGCUGCUCUUCGGCAGCGAGUUGUCCGCCCUGAGCUGCGCCGGUGCCGUGCUCACGCUGUCGGGCAUGCUCAUCUAUCAGAACUCCGAAUUCAUCGUCAGUUACAUGGACACGCGCAGAGCCAAAAUGAAGGAUUCACAAGGUAAGGACAAAAUGGAUGUCGCUGAAAUGAGAUGUCGUUGGCAAAGAACAGAGCGGGACAAUGAGGACCCGACAGACUGAAAUGCAGGUAGUUCUGCUUAAUUAGUCAAGAGCAGCUGACUUUUUACGGUGAUCCUCACUGAUGAUGACGAUGUGCCAGAGUACAGGAAUCCCCCACAUUUCAGAGGUAAUACGGACUGAGCCCUACCAAGUAAUUAAGUUCGUAAUACCUUAUUAAUAGUUUUAAACUGGCGCGGUCCCGGUCACAUUUUCUUGCAUCCCAGUCACAGUACAUUGAUUUUGAGUAUUGCCUGAUAUUGAGUCUUAUCCAAUACCUCGCCAUACAUAUAUACGAGCGCAUUCGCUUUCUUUAGUAAAUGAUACAUUUACAUGGUUAUUUAGAAGUAUGAGUUAAAUGUAUGACUCAGUGCAGCUGCUUGUCAUGAAGUAUUUGACACUUGUAGCAUUUCUAUUUGAAAGGAAAUCGUUAAAAAUGUCACAUUUCUUAACCUGUAGCUCUUAAACCCCGACAAUGCAAGAUCUUUCGGCUUGCCCUGACUGUAGGCCGUGUAGGCAAAAUAUUUCUGCAUCUCACUCUGUGCCUCUUCUUCUUUAACAAGCUGGAGGACGAACGUGAAAACGUGACCUUUCAAACAUGAGUUUUACGGACAAAAGCAAAGCGCCGCCCACUACAGAGCACUGUGGCUGCAGGGCAGAGGCACAGCCACCUACAUAAACCCAGCGCUGUAAAAAAUAAAUAAAUAAAUAAAAGGCCGCUAUUUUUCAUCCGAUACUGAUGAGCUGGAAAUUACAUAAUCGCCCCCAAUCUCCGAUCACGUGAUCGGCUCAGGUCAACUGUAGUUAAAACCAUAAUUAUAUCACAAAUUACAAUCCAAAAACUGUUCAAUGUCACACAUGCUGUAGAUGACUUUCCUUUCCACUAACAACCCCAGGCUAAGACAUAUCACUUCAGCGUACUUCAUUGAGACUGAUUUUUAUGUAGACAGGGCUUUGGUUUGGCUUGUAGCAGCUUAGAGCACAAAAACUGCAAACGAUGAGUGAGUUUUACAAUUACUAACUGAUGAUAGAUUUCACACAAAAAAUACAAAAAUAAAAGUGAAUAUUUGGGGGAUUACUGUGCUCAUACAUCUUCAAUGUGCCAAGCUUACUGUGGAGUCCAGAAGAGGUGGUCUUUUUUUUUUUUUUUUUUUUUUUAAACUAUAUAUUGAUUGUCCAAUGACCAAUCCUCCUACCGACUCCUCUGUUUGAAUAUCACUCUGACAAGGCCUCCACCCGCAUGUGUUGUGUUUAUGCAAGUAAGCACACUUACACCGUUUGGAUACCUGGUGAAGAUUGCACAAUGACACCACCUAAACUCUCCUGCGAACCAGACUUUGACGUUUAAAGCAGGGGGGCUUUAGCGCUGUUUAGGGUGGUACUGUUACACGACUCCCUGGUUCCUAAUUUUAAUUAGGGACGAGGAUUUUGGCAUCUUUUUUCCCCAGUUAGAUUUAUUAUGCCGCAGAAAGUGGUGAGUGAAUCCCCACUGAAAGCACCUAAUUAAUCAUAAGAAUAAUACAGAGCAGCCUACAUUUUCAGUCUCCAUAGAAUACUUCCCCUCUUUUUUCACUGCUAUCAUUAUUAGGACCACACACUCCCUAAAGUAGUGUUUCCCAAGAUGAGUGAAAUUGCAUCAUUUCCCAUGGGUUCCCAUGGUUGGGAAUCACUGCCCUAAAGAGUGUCGCUCAAAAAGAGAGGAGAUGGAGAUGGAGCUGCCCUGCAAGCUGCCAUGUUCAAUCCUAACCAAUGUUUCUUUGACUAGGGAGGACAUUUUGUUUCAUUAUUGUGACACAUCUUCCAAACUAGACUUCUGCUGGACAGUAACAUUGCCUCUUAAAAUAUGUUUUACUUAUAUUUCAUUUAAUGACAUUUUGCCUCCUCACUCCUAUUUAUUUUUGAAUGUCCAUAGCAGUCACUGACUUUGAAAUGUUGUCUUGCACAAGCGUCAGUGUUCCUGUUGUCGGACGGAAUGCUAAAUGCUGCUGCGUGUGUGUAAUAUAUAUAUGCCAAAUGUUUACUUGUGUUUAAGCAUUUUUCAUUGCACUGCGGCGUCAAACUGGUUCCACACCAGAACCGCCAAAGCCAUCCAUCCUAUUUUAUUUUAUUUGCUCUACUAGUAAUUGACAAAAUGAGACUGUCUGAAAAGUUAUGUUUACAGGUGCAUCUCAAUAAAUUAGGAUACGGUGAAAUUUUUUUUAUUUUAGUAGUUCAAAGGGUGUUGCAGGAUUAAAACCUAUUUUAAAAAUAUAUUUUUAUAUGAGCUACUGAAAAGUAGAGUGAAGUAAUUCUAUUUUUGUCAUUUUGCAGGAGAGUGCUUUAAAGUUUCAUCAAACGUUCAAAUCAAGCUUUAUUUAUAGAACACUUUUCAUACAAUGAUAUGCAUCUCAAAGUGCUUCACAUAAUUAAAAUCAAUCCCCUCCCACCACUUAUCCACACAUACAUGCACACACACAGUUAAAAAAGUGAGCAAAUAAUAAUGUAAUGACCUAUGGCUGGGCACAGAGACAUCAAGUGGGAAACGUCAUCUCAGGGAGCCGUCUGAACCGAGAACAGACAGCAGAUCGCGGCCACGGUACCGGCAUGGAGCCCUGGUGUAGUGGUGUAGGGAAAGCCACAAAUGGCGACUGAUGACCCAUGUGGCAGGACCAUGGACAUGAUUAAUUACAGCUCCCACUGCAGAAGGCUCCCUCUGAGGAAACACUGAAAGACACUAAAAAUAAUCAUAAACAUGCAUUUAAACAAAAACAAACACACAGCUGCAUAAAACUCAGCUUUCAGUAAAAGUUUAAGACUAUAGAAAAUAGUAAUGAAACAUUGAAACUAAAAUAGUUAACUAUUAAAAUAGUUAACACUACUGGGGUAAGUUAUAAAGUUAGAAGUUUCUCACUUAGGGCCUCAGGGCCGAUGACUAAAACUUCAGUUUUGUCCUGGUUAAGCUGGAGAAAGUUCUCUGGCGUCCAGGAUUUGAUGUCUAAAAUACAGUUUAAAAGAGUAUCCAUUGGACUGGUGUCAUCAGGAGACACUGAGAUGUAUAGCUGUGUAUCAUCAGCGUAGCUGUGCAAGUUCACGCCAUGCCUCCUGAUGACUCUGUCAAGAUUUAGACCAGUAUUCAUCUGAAUGAUAUGCCAUUUCUGCACUUAACUUUAAAAUGACAGAAAUGGAGUUCACCCACUCUAGUUCUCAGUGCUAUCCAUAUACCAGAUUUUCACUGAUUGCCGGUGAGCCGCGGUUCGCUGUAUAGAAAUAAUGUAGGAAUUGGACUUCUGAGUAGUAUUUUCCUUUGUGUUUAUUGAAUCAAUACUGUGAGUUUCACUUUUUGAAAAGAACUACUGAAAUGAACUUUUUGACCAUAUUCUAAUUUAUUGAGAGGCAUGUGUAUAUUUAAGAUGCCUCAUACAUCCCCAGACUGUUUAACUACAUUUAUUUUCCUCGAUGGUUUGAACUUUUAAAAAAAAAAAAAAAAAAAGAGGUUUCGGGAUUCUUUUUUUUUUUUUUUUAUCAAUCCACUGGUUCAACACUUGAAUACCUCAAGUAGCUUUUCAACUCUGGCGUGAAAACGUCUUCAAGGAAACAAAAGACAACGUUACAAGCAUGUGUUUUCAACUUUGUGGUUAACAAUAUAGUGCACUGAUGAGGUUCCGAGCUGCUGGUUGUAUGUACUCUGUAUUUUAUUAUUAUUUACAUUAUGUAUUUUUAUUGUCCCGAACAGCACAGUCGACUGGUUCAAGAAUGCAUCAGGCCUUAUUGAGACAUUCUGUAGAAGAGUGGUUUGCCAUUUAGUUUGGAUGCCUCCAUAAAUGUUUUUGUUUGGGGGCAAAUGUGUUGGGAGAACUCAUGCAAACACAAUCUGCUGUUUGUUCAUUAGGAAUAAAGGACUGCUACAAUAACCGACAUUAUA